AAGAAUAUAAAUAAGAGGGAGAGACACCAUGAGACACUAGAGAUAUCAGAGACAUCAAAGACAACAGAGCAUCUAAACACACUGACAUCAGGAUCUUCAUCUUCAUCUUCAACUGAAAUCUGACCAUGAAGCUGGUUUCAGUCGUCCUCCUCCUGCUGGCCCCCCUGUUGACCAGCUGCCAGCAGCUCGUUCUGCCGUUGGACUGCAGUGACAUUUAUAAUAAUGACAACAGCCGACCCAGUGGAGUGUACACCAUCUAUCCCAUCGGAGCCACGUCUGCUGUCCAGGUGUACUGUGACAUGGAGUCAGAAGGAGGACGGUGGACGGUGUUCCAGAGGAGGAUGGACGGCACGGUGAACUUCUACAGGGGCUGGGAUCAAUACAAGACCGGCUUUGGUAUCGCUGCUGGAGAGUACUGGCUCGGUCUGGAGUCUCUCUACCACCUGACUGAGAGGAGAAGGUACGAGCUGCUGGUCGACAUGGAGGACUUUGAAGGAAACAAAGCGUUCGCUCGUUACUCCUCGUUCUCCAUCGACUCUGAGUCCUCCGGAUACACACUGAAUGUUUCUGGAUUCAUUAAUGGAGGAGCAGGAAACUCCCUGAGAAAUGACAACGGACAGAAGUUCUCCACCUUCGACAACGACCAGGACACCUGGGAGGGGAACUGUGCCAGAUCAUCCCUGGGGGCGUUCUGGUACAACAAAUGUCACUAUGCAAAUCCAAACGGUGUUUAUCGUUGGGGGUUUGACAACACUCUCUCUAAUGUUGGAGUGAGUUGGUACCAUUGGAAAGGUCGUUCCUACUCCCUGAAGACCAUCAGCAUGAAGAUCCGUCCUGUGCUGUAGUAAAGAAAAGUAUAAAAAGAUCUUUGCAGUUCAGGACAGCCAGUUGAUGUUUG
Sander lucioperca (pikeperch) is the source of this 898-nucleotide messenger RNA. Its product is annotated as microfibril-associated glycoprotein 4-like. The transcript is spliced from 6 exons. The record is from RefSeq and is a predicted model, not a curated record. Lineage: Eukaryota; Metazoa; Chordata; Actinopteri; Perciformes; Percidae. Gene Ontology annotation, biological process: elastic fiber assembly. The coding region runs from base 126 to 845 and encodes 239 amino acids.